AUUUCGACUUCUCGCAGUUGACUCAGAAUGAUCUCAAUUCAAACCCCAAACAACUACCAACUGCCGCGUGCGAAACGAAAGAAUUUAAAAAUGUUCAAAGCUCAGUUAGCCAAGGUUCUAUUUCUCGGAGCGCUGCUCUUUGUGGGCAGCCAGGCGCAGCCCCUGCGUGGACGCAAGCGCGCCUUUGGCGUGGGUCUGCUGGGCGGCGCCUUGGCGGGCGCGGUCAUUGGCAAUGCGGUGGCCAAGGCGCCUGGCUCAUCCAAAGCUGCCGCUCCAGCAGCUGCGCCGGUCGCUCAGGUGGUUGAGACCGGUGUGCCCGAUGCCAAUGGCUGCUACAAGCAGACGAUCAAGGAGCCCGUUGCUGGCAAUACCAAGCUCUACACGGAAACGGUUCACCUGGUCUGUCCCCCUAAAAUGCCAGCAGCUACUUCACCCCCUGCGAUACCGGUGCCCGUGCAAGUAGUUCCAAUGGCCCAUGCCCCAGCAGCUUCAGUGUAUCCUGUGCUACCAGCUCCGGCUCCUGUGGCUUCUCAUGUGGUGGCAGCCGCCGUUCCUGCUGCUGUCGUUAAUCACACUUCAAAUGCUAACGCCACGCAUGCUAAUGUAACUCAUACCUUUACCAACCUGGGACAUCCCGGCCCAGUUCCAGUUGUUGUCCCAGCUCCUGCUGCUGCUCCAGUUGCAGCUGCACCAGUAGCUCCACAUUCGAGUGUAACUUUUGCUUAUGCAGUUGAUCCCAGGUCACAGCCCGCACAGCCUGCGCAGAUGGCUCCGCAGGGUACAGCCCAUGUGAUUCUACUUUCGAAAACCGUGAAGAAGCAGAAGUCCGCCGCUAAUACAAUAAAUAUUUCACAGGGUUUAUUAAUUCUGGUGGUUCUCUACUGCCUUAUAAGCAAGUAAAUUAUAAAUGUGCAACACUGACAACUUAACAAAUAAAGAAU
This is a messenger RNA of Drosophila hydei, 941 nucleotides long. Its product is annotated as calphotin. NCBI's taxonomy places the organism in Eukaryota, Metazoa, Arthropoda, Insecta, Diptera, Drosophilidae. The transcript has 2 exons. The coding region runs from base 28 to 900 and encodes 290 amino acids. The record is from RefSeq and is a predicted model, not a curated record.